AGAAGGAAGACUAUUUGGUUCAGAACAAUGCGGAAGGGAUUUCUGAGGGACCUUGUGACACGUGGGAUCAGGAUGUUGAAAUGGACGACUCGUUCAACAGUUGUGAAUCAGGACGUGCAGCAAAGCUUCCUCAAGGUAAUGACAAAGAUAAGGAGUCCAGUUGGCACCAAUCGGAUCGGAAGCAGUGGAAUGAUGUGGCUGCUUCGGUUGAGCGUGAUGAAUCUUUGAGUAGCAGCCAAUCUUCGGAUCACAGGGGUGAUACCAGAUCACAAAAUAGAAGAGAAAGUUAUGUGGGAUGGAAACGCAAUGAAAGGUCUUUCUAUCAGCCACCAAACAGAAAUGACGAGCAUGGCACACGUAAUUUCCAAAAUGACAGAGCCAAUAGACAUGACAACACUUAUAGAGAGAGGGGAAGAGGAGUGGAUAAUAGAGGUGAUCGUGGUCAAAACUAUAACCAGAAUGUGAAUGAGAGGGGAAGAGGAAUGGAUAAUAGAGGUGAUCGUGGUCAAAACUAUAACCAGAAUGUGAAUGAGAGGGGAAGAGGAAUGGAUAAUAGAGGUGAUCGUGGUCAAAACUAUAACCAGAAUGUGAAUAAUUGCAACAUUCGUGACCACAGAAUGAGAACUACAGGUGAACCACAAGUUGUCACAGAGACUUCUGGUGAUCUUUUUACUGCGCCAGCAGACUACUCCCUUGCACACUGUGUUGCAGAGGAUAUGCGCAUGGGGAGUGGAAUAGCUGUCACAUUUAGGCAGACGUUCAGACGUGUGGAUGAGCUUCUUGAUCAACGUAAACGACAAGGGCAGGUUGCAGUGCUGGAACUUGAUAGCCGCUUCAUUUAUUACCUUGUGACUAAACGUGAGAGUACUGGGAAACCAACAAUGGAAACACUAGAAAGGAGUCUUGUGGCUAUGGGUCAACAUGUUAUUGAGAACAAUGUGAAAAAAAUUGCAAUGCCUCGCAUUGGUUGUGGUCGUGACAGAUUGGAGUGGCGCCGUGUCAAGCCACUUAUAGAAAGCAUCUUUUCAGGAACAGGUGCACAAAUCAUAGUUUACAAUUACGAUGAGGAUACGGCAGAAUCAUCAAAACCUAAGCACACCAGUAAUGUUUGGUUGAAGAGCGCACAGAUGCCAGUAGCUGACAUUGAUGUAGAUACUGCUAUUUUGUGCCUUUGUGCAGCAGAUCGCUCGGUCAACUCAACAUUAGAAUUAUUGGACAGAAAAUUCAGAAUAAUGUCGCAGUAUCAGCAAAUGGACAGAAAGCUUGGCAAAUUUAUUGCUAUACAAAAACCAAAUUAUUACAUUUUCCUUUUAAUUGUUAGAGAGAGCAAAAGCAGUCCACUUUCGUUUAGAGCACUUGGAGACUGUAUGCGGCAAGUCUGUAAGUUGAUUGACAAGGACAGAUACGAAUAUGUUGCUGUAGAAGCUUUUGAUGACGAGGAUGAUCCACUUCUAUUCGAAAAAGUCAUAACUGUAAUAAAGACAGGACUCGAUACAAAGUAUGAAAAAGAGUUGUGGUUAUGUUAUCCUGCAACAGUUUCAAGAGUACCCAACACAAGGCCAAGCAGUGAAACAUAAUGCUCUUUCAUAUAUUAUAGUUCUUUGUAAUGAUAUUAAACAAGUGAAUGUAAAAUAAAAAUGUAAGAAUAUUUUCAUAAAUAAAUGUAAUUGGUGUA
Molecule: messenger RNA, 1675 nt
Organism: Schistocerca americana (American grasshopper)
Lineage: Eukaryota; Metazoa; Arthropoda; Insecta; Orthoptera; Acrididae
Exons: 6
Coding region: 81-1577 (498 amino acids)
Biological process (GO): peptidyl-glutamate ADP-deribosylation
Source: RefSeq, a predicted model, not a curated record